AUGUCGCUAAUCAACCCUCUGAAUGAGCUUCUGGAUGCAGUGGGCAACGACGCGCUGCUGUUGCAAGCCAAAUACGAGGAACAUAGAGUCGAGAGGAAUGCUCGGCAGGCCGAAAUCAUGACGUCGCCCUCUUUUCCUGGUGUUGUCGUUGAUACGAUUCUCCAGAAGCUCAUCGACCCUACCCUCUCCCCUCCCUACAUCGACGAACGCAAUGGGGCAUCGUUAUGGGUACGGCCGCCUCAGCACAUCCUCGACAUCCUAGGCUCCAUUCAACGCGACCUCACUGGAUUCGCACCUCAUCUGUGGCUUAUGCCUCUGGGCGACGUCCACCUCUCACUCAUAGAGCUUGGUCACCAUAUGGGUACAGAGGCCAAUCUAGCGCUCAUCGCCCAUCUCGAGCCACACCUUCCCGAACUUCUAUCUUACCCGCGCCUACAUCCCACGCGACUCUACAGACCUACGCUAUCUUGUGAUACCGGGAGUCUAGUCCUCAAGUUUUUACCCGUCGCACAAUCGCAGGAUGAUUACACGUAUCACCAUCUUCGUCGCGAUAUCUUCGACCGUGUCAGCGAAACAGGCCUUGUCAUGAAACCCCGCUACGUCGUGCCUUCCGCACACCUCACUGUGGCGCGCUUUAUUGACAACACCGACUUUGAGACCGACGGUCGUACCGAUCAGGGCAAGAUGAAGGAAUGGUGGUCGCUUAUCGAUGGUAUCAACGUUCGACUUGAGAGCGCUCUAGACUCGCGGCACGGCGGUAGGGAUGAGGAUGGCAUGUGGCCCGUAGAGAAAGUCGAGUGUCGGUAUGGUUCUCAAUGGUACGGUGGAGGGGAAUCUUGGCGCCCAGAUACGACAGGCCUACAGACGACGUGA
Molecule: messenger RNA, 873 nt
Organism: Peniophora sp. CBMAI 1063
Lineage: Eukaryota; Fungi; Basidiomycota; Agaricomycetes; Russulales; Peniophoraceae
Source: the annotation of a GenBank genome assembly